Molecule: messenger RNA, 1053 nt
Organism: Pichia kudriavzevii
Lineage: Eukaryota; Fungi; Ascomycota; Pichiomycetes; Pichiales; Pichiaceae
Exons: 1
Coding region: 1-1053 (350 amino acids)
Molecular function (GO): dioxygenase activity
Source: RefSeq, a predicted model, not a curated record
AUGAUGGACCAGACGAAGUUAGAAAUCAUAGAUUUGAACGACAUCUCCAAGAAGAAUGCCGAGAAAAUUGUUCAUGCCAGUUCCACCCAGGGAUUCCUCAUGUUUGAAGGCCAUGGAAUCACCGAAGAGGAAGUGAAUCAACUUUUCGAAUACUCCCACGACUAUUUCAAACAGUCUCUUGACGUGAAGAAUAGGUGUCCUAUCCAACUAGACAAUACCGGUUAUACUGCGUUUGGUAUUGAAAAUUUGGAAGAAAAUGACCUACAGCGUGGGUUUGGAGACCCCAAGGAAGGUUUUAAUUUUGCAAAUUUCAACUUGAGAACAGGUAUACCAAACCAGCAAAUUCCUGAAUUCUGGGAAGACAAAAUUGAUGUGAUAUCUGCUACUGUUUGUAAGCUGAGGAAUUGUUUGAAACGUUCGUUAAGAUUGUUAGCGGAAGGUUUGGAAAUUGAAACUUCCAACGGUAUAGACCACGAUUGGUUUGUCGAAAGACACCAUGAUGAUCACUUUUCCGGUACCACGUUUCGAUUCCUGCGUUAUCCAAGUCCUGUUCAACCAGGCUCCACGGAGGAGGAGAAGGCGAAACAUAAAGAGUUGAAUGUCGCUGGUGCUCAUACCGAUUACGGCACAAUCACAAUGUUGUUCCAAAAAAAAGAGGAAUCUGGUUUGCAGUUGUACUCACAAGUGAAUAAGCGAUGGGAAGAGGUCCCCUAUGUCCCAACGUCUCCUAAGUAUGCUGCUUCCAAUGAAGCCGCACCUUUGAUUGUUAACAUUGGCGACCAACUCUGUUAUUGGACAAACGGUUAUUUGAAAUCAACCAUUCAUAGGGUCAGGUUUCCUAAGGAAUUGCUCGAUCAGGGCAAGGAUAGAUACUCUAUCGUGCUUUUUGCACAUCCGGGGGACGACACUCUACUAGAGCCCGUUCCUAGCAAGAUUAUCUCGAAACUCAAGGGGAGAGGUGCAAGUGAGUACAUGGAAAAGCACGGUGUCGCACAAACUGCUGGCCAACAUUUGACCAACAGGUUGAAGUCCACUUACGGCUGGAAUUAUUGA